GAUACUACUACACUCCACUCCAUUUAAAAUUGAGAUAGUAGUCCUCAUUUGUUUGACAAAAAAAAUCACACAUAAGCUUAGAACUCAUCAUCAUCAUCUUAAUAACUCACUCACAUGGCAAAACAAUCCAACGCGUUUAUUAUCCUCAUAGUAGCAACAACCAUAACCCUCUUUUCCGUUACAAAUUCAACUGCCAAAGAAACCGUUUACGAUUUACUUCCAAAAUUCGGUCUCCCUAGUGGUCUCUUACCUAACACCGUUACCGACUACUCACUCUCCGAUGACGGUCGAUUCGUCGUCGUUUUGGAUAAUACUUGCUACAUACAGUUUGAUUAUCUCGUUUAUUACGAAAAAACCAUCACCGGGAAGUUGAGCUACGGUUCCAUCACUGAUCUUAAGGGUAUUCAGGUUCAGCGUCUCUUCUUAUGGUUUAACGUUGAUGAAAUUAGGGUUGAUUUGCCUCCUUCUAAUAAUAUCUACUUCCAAGUUGGUAUCAUCAAUAAGAAGCUUAAUGUUGAUCAGUUUAAAACCGUUCGAUCUUGCCGUAACUCGUUGAGAUCUUCUCCUUGCAACCACGGAAUUUCAUUACCAUCCUCUUCCUCUCUGCUUCCUGUUCCAGUGGAGGAAAUUCCUAUGCUUCUCACAGAGUAGAUGCAGUUUUAUACUGGUAUUAUAUAUGGCAUAAUGGAGACAUCUUCACGUGCCACUGUACUUCUAUUGCUAGCUAGCUUAUCAAUCAAGUGUCUGGACUCAUAAAUCUCGAGUCUGGUUGAGUUAUAUCAUAUAUCCUUCCUUACUAGACUUUCAUGAACAUAUUAUUAUGUAUAUAUUUAAGUUCUGAGUCUUCGACUUUUAUUUCA
Molecule: messenger RNA, 860 nt
Organism: Cicer arietinum (chickpea)
Lineage: Eukaryota; Viridiplantae; Streptophyta; Magnoliopsida; Fabales; Fabaceae
Source: RefSeq, a predicted model, not a curated record